Molecule: messenger RNA, 3303 nt
Organism: Monopterus albus (swamp eel)
Lineage: Eukaryota; Metazoa; Chordata; Actinopteri; Synbranchiformes; Synbranchidae
Gene: slc27a2
Product: solute carrier family 27 member 2
Exons: 10
Coding region: 695-2554 (619 amino acids)
Biological process (GO): long-chain fatty acid import into cell; long-chain fatty acid metabolic process
Cellular component (GO): plasma membrane; endoplasmic reticulum membrane
Molecular function (GO): long-chain fatty acid transmembrane transporter activity; long-chain fatty acid-CoA ligase activity
Source: RefSeq, a predicted model, not a curated record
CCAGACAACAGCCACGUGUUAAUUUUUAAUUUGGCCAAGUCACACAGGCUUCAGUGAUCUACAUAGUUUUAAACAGAAUAUGGCUAAAGGUAAAUGUGUGUGUGACGUAGCCAUACGCCGCUCCCCAUAUAUCUGCAGACUAAUGCAGUCCAGUUAAACCAGUGAACGCCCACCACUUGCUCAGAUUUCGGAUUCUUGAGUAAGGGUUGCCAUUUGAAGUUUCUGUAAUAGUUUUUCUGACUUUUAAUAUUAAGGUGUUUUUAUCAGUGGAUUCAGUCUUUUUGUUACCCCUUGCACUUUAAAAUGACGUUUCAUAAUAAUCACCAGGAAAUCAACUGCAGUUAACGAUCCGGGAGGUGUCGCAAGUGUAAAUCAGUCCGAUGGGACCGGACUGCAGCGCUUAUUCCCUGCACGUUUGUCACUUUGUUUACUUACUUGUUUUGCUGUUAAAAUCUUUCAAUACAGACGCACGUUAUAGAAGAUAACACAGCAUGAGUGUAAUGUGAGAAAGGAGUCCACGGUGGAUGUGAAAACACCAGAUCUGGCAACUAGAAAACAUUCCAGUGUGGAGGAGGACGCGGCAUGCCAGAGCUGAGCACCGCCCCCGGCGGAUUGUGUCAAUUUGGUCACAAAUAUCCCUGAACUGCGUGCUUCCCACCCUGACAGAUGUUCCCAGCAUAGUGCGCUCUGCAAAAUGUACAUGUGCUUCACCGUCUUAGCCGGGCUGGCUCUUCUGACCUUUUCAUUUCUUAAGAAUUUCCCUUACUUUGGCGAGGACUGCACGUAUAUCCUGAGGAUCAUCAAACUUGGCAUCAGGCUACUUGGAUACAAGACAAUCAAGCCUUUUUACAGCAUCUUGGACUGCUUCUUGGAUGCGGUGAAGAGGCAUCCCACUAAGAUUUUUCUGCACUUUGAGGGUCGUGAAUAUUCUUAUGGCGAAGUGGAUGUACAGAGCAACAAAGUGGCCAGAGCUCUGCAGGCUGAGAUCCGGUUGAAGGAGGGGGACGUGGUCGCCCUGUUCCUGGCCAACGAGCCCAGUUUUGUGUGGAUUUGGCUCGGCUUGGCCAAGCUGGGCUGUCCGGCUGCUUUGCUCAACUUUAACAUUAGAUCCAAGUCUCUGCUGCACUGUUUUUCCUGCUGUGGGGCGAAAGUGAUCAUCGUCUCUCCAGAGCUGCAGGACACUGUGGAGGAGGUUCUACCAAUGCUGAGAGAGCAGGGUAUCAGUGUGUACCUCCUGUCAGAGAACUGCAGCAUCCAGGGCAUCAAUACAUUGUUGGACAAGAUCUCCCAGGCCUCGGAUCAGCCACUGUCCCCGGACCUGAGGGCCAAUGUCAAUAUCAGGAGCACCGCUUUGUACAUCUACACAUCAGGCACCACAGGUUUGCCUAAAGCAGCCGUUAUCACCCAUGAGCGGGUAUGGGCUGCCUCCUUCCUCCAGGCAUCCUGUGGAGUCACAGCAGAGGACAUCAUCUACAUCAAUCUGCCUCUGUAUCACAGCGCAGGCUUCCUCAUCGGAAUGACUGGAGCCAUCGAGAGAGGUAUAACCAUUAUUCUGCGGAGGAAGUUCUCUGCAUCUCAGUUCUGGGACGACUGCAGGAAGUAUAAUGUGACAGUGAUGCAGUACAUUGGUGAAACACUGCGCUACCUCUGCAACACACCCAAGAAAGACAACGACAAGAACCACAAAGUGAGGAUCGCCAUUGGCAACGGAGUCCGGACAGACAUCUGGUCGGAGUUUCUGAGUCGCUUUGGUGACAUUCAAGUUAGAGAGUUGUAUGCUGCCACAGAGGGGAACAUCGGCUUCUUAAACUACACCUCCAAGAUCGGUGCAGUGGGGCGAGCCAACUUCGUCCACAGUUGGUUCUUCCCCUACACUCUGAUCAAGUUUGACAUUGAGAAGGAAGAGCCUGUUAGAAGCUCUGAAGGUCUGUGCAUCAAGGCAGCCAAGGGUGAGACGGGACUUCUGGUGGUAAAGAUUACUCACCGAACUCCUUUUGUGGGGUACGCUGGUAACCACCAACAGAAUGAGAAGAAGAGGCUUCGCAAUGUAUUGGAAAAAGGCGACCUUUACUUCAACACCGGCGAUUUGCUUCGGCUUGACCACGAGAAUUUUUUGUACUUUCAGGAUCGAGUUGGUGACACUUUCAGAUGGAAAGGAGAGAACGUUGCCACAUCAGAGGUUGCAGACAUUCUCAUAUUGGCUCAUUGCAUUUUGGAGGCAAAUGUAUAUGGUGUUAAAGUUGAAGGUCACGAGGGGCGGAUUGGCAUGGCAGCUGUCACUUUGAAGGAAGGAGAAGAGUUUGACUGUUUGGACACCUACAAGCAGGUCGUCAGCUACCUCCCAGCUUACGCGAGACCUCGAUUCAUCAGGAUUCAGCCCUGCAUAGAGACGACGGGGACAUUCAAGAUGAAGAAAGUGAGGUUGGUGGAGGAGGGAUUCAACUGCACUUACAUCAAAGACCCUUUAUACUUCCUUGAUCUUGAGAAAAAGACAUACGUUCCCCUGACCGAGGAGAUCUACAGAGCGAUCACCUCUAGGGAAAUCAAACUUUAACAAAGUAGCGAGUGUUGAUGUUGAACCAGGCGACUCAUUCCCUCAUGGACCUCUAGACACUGCCAACUAAUCUCAGGGACAGGAACUCUAGAACAUCACAUCAUUUGAAGAGGCUCCUUUUUUUAAAUUAACACAGCUACAGUUCAUCUCUACAAAACUAAUGUUUUUUUGGCAUCCAGGUAUAUCUCCAUGCCACUAGUGUGCUUUUAAUAAUUAAACUCUGGUUACCUCUUUCCCCCGAGUCUUUAUGAUCAUUCAACUAAACUGCAACAUUUAAAUGUUUAUUUUAAUCAGAGAUUUUUGCAUUUGAUGAUAAUAUGGUAAAAUGUAAAACUUAAUUCUGAUCAGAUUUUACACAGAUGUACAUUAAAAUUUUAAAACCUGCUAUGUCACAUGUUGUACAAUCUGUGGCAGGUUUAUCAGUGAACCUUUGAACUGAUGUUAUGUACAGACAGUCUUUGUUCUGUCAGAUUGUUUGUGUACUAUUGGCACAUACUGUUAAACUUAAUCACGUAAAGUAUGUGAGGAUCUUUACGUUGUUUUGCCCCCAAGUGCUCUGUCGUUAAUCUAAGAGCUGCCGAAGUGCUCUUGUAGCCACGUUUAUGGACACAGCGACUUUGAUUGUGGUGGGGUGACUGACCUAACAUGACCUCUGGCAUAAAAUACUUGGUCACAAGCUUAGUCAUGGGACUAGCAUGCCAAAGGUUGAAAUUGAUUAGUUUUUAUUAAAAGUAAAGAUAUUUUUAAUG